GUGACCACCCUGGUCAACACCAGUAACAAAGGCCCAUCCAGUAAGAAAAAGGGACGCUCCAAGAAAGCUCAUGUGCUGGCUGUGUCUGUGGAGCAGGCGACCCAGAACUUUCUAGAAAAGGGUGAGCAGAUUGCUAAGGACAGCCAGGACCUGAAGGAGGAGCUGAUCGCAGCUGUAGAGGACGUUCGCAAGCAAGGUGAGACGAUGCGCGCGGCCUCCUCAGAUUUUGCGGAUGACCCCUGCUCCUCUGUGAAACGCGGCACCAUGGUCCGUGCCGCCCGUGCCCUCCUCUCUGCCGUCACUCGCCUCCUCAUCCUGGCUGACAUGGCUGACGUCAUGAGGCUCCUGGCUCACCUUAAGAUCGUGGAAGAAGCUCUAGAAGCCGUCAAGAAUGCCACCAAUGAGCAGGACUUAGCCAAUCGCUUUAAGGAGUUUGGGAAAGAGAUGGUCAAACUCAACUAUGUUGCUGCUCGCAGACAGCAGGAGCUGAAGGACCCUCAGUGCAGGGACGAGAUGGCGGCAGCUCGAGGGGCUCUUAAGAAGAACGCCACUAUGCUCUAUACUGCCUCCCAGGCCUUCCUGCGCCACCCCGACGUGGCUGCUACACGUGCCAACCGCGACUAUGUCUUCAAACAGGUCCAAGAGGCCAUUGGGGGCAUCUCCAGCUCUGCCCAGGCCACUUCACCCACCGACGAGAAGCACGGCCACGCUGGCAUCGGCGAGCUGGCCGCCGCUCUCAAUGAGUUUGAUAAUAAAAUUAUUUUGGACCCGCUAACAUUCAGUGAGGCUCGCUUCAGGCCGUCACUGGAGGAACGUCUGGAGAGUAUCAUCAGUGGUGCUGCCCUCAUGGCCGACUCCUCCUGCACACGCGACGAUCGCCGUGAACGCAUUGUGGCAGAGUGCAACUCCGUGCGCCAGGCCCUGCAAGACCUGCUGAGCGAGUACAUGAACAAUCAGUUGUGCAUUUUGCACCCCAAGACAUUGGCUUCUUUCCUUUUUCUCUGCUGCUGCUCUCCUCCUACGCCAUCAGAUAG
This is a messenger RNA of Sinocyclocheilus grahami, 1034 nucleotides long. RefSeq names its product catenin alpha-2-like. NCBI's taxonomy places the organism in Eukaryota, Metazoa, Chordata, Actinopteri, Cypriniformes, Cyprinidae. Gene Ontology annotation, molecular function: actin filament binding; beta-catenin binding; cadherin binding. The record is from RefSeq and is a predicted model, not a curated record. Gene Ontology annotation, biological process: cell-cell adhesion; cell migration. Gene Ontology annotation, cellular component: adherens junction; catenin complex; actin cytoskeleton. The annotation marks the transcript as partial. The transcript has 6 exons.